Delphinapterus leucas (beluga whale) is the source of this 523-nucleotide messenger RNA. NCBI's taxonomy places the organism in Eukaryota, Metazoa, Chordata, Mammalia, Artiodactyla, Monodontidae. The record is from RefSeq and is a predicted model, not a curated record.
AUUUCUUUGGAGCUUCAAGAAUAGGCUCCCAGAUCUGGUCAAUCACCUUGGGACAGUGCCAGUAAGACUCUGUGUUUUGCUUUUGACUCUAGUCUUUUGGUCCAAUGGGAAUUUUGAAAAAUGCCAUCUCUAUGUCUGAGGAUGAACAAUGGAAGAGAUUACGAUCGUUGCUGUCUCCAGCCUUCACCAGCGGAAAGCUCAAGGAGAUGUUCCCCAUCAUUAGCCAGAUUGGAGACGUGUUGGUGAGGAACCUGAAGAAGGAAGCAGGGAAAGGCAAGCCAAUCAACAUGAAAGACUUCUUUGGGGCCUACAGCAUGGAUGUGAUUACUGGCACAGCAUUUGGAGUGAACAUUGAUUCCCUCAACAACCCACAAGAUCCCUUUGUGGAAUAUAGCAAGAAGAUCUUAAAAUUUAAUCUCCUCUCUCCAUUAAUUUUCUCAAUAAGUAUGUAGACUACUUUAUUCCUUUUUUUUAUUCCUUUUUCUUUAUUCCUUCUUCCAUCCCUCCUUCUCUCCCACCUUUC